AUGGCCUCGCUGCCGCGGCUGCUACGCUUCUGCGAUUACCUGGACAAGCGCCUGCACACGUCGAGUCUGUCACUACUGCGUCGCAUAUUAACCGACUAUUACGCUGGGAAUGAGCAUACGCUCGUCGACUUUAUACGUCUUGGCGCGGCUGUCGUGUCGGUGAUGCCAAUCGAGAGGUCAAGUCCUCGAUUCCAAGACGCAGCUGCUCAGUUAUUACGUGAGCAGAAGCAGCCAACCGCUCCGAGCGACAAGACUUUGUUUAUUCCAAUUGCUGGAACGUUCAGUAAUCAAAAGCCGGUGCAGGACCCGCCUCAAGCGUGUGUCUUCCGCUUCCUAUUGGCUCGAGUCGCUACGAAAAACAUCUCGUGGUUGCGUGAUCUCUUCCAAGAGUUUUGUGCUGGUGACGACGCUCUGCUGCGAGAAUUCGUGCAACGCGGCACCGGACCGAUUUGUGUGAUUCCCGUGGACAUACAGGCGCUGCGUGCAGCUGCUUCCUUGCCGUUGAAAGCUGAAGUGUCGACAACGAUGGACAUGGAACAGGCGACAUCUAUUGGGGACACAAGUAAUGCAGCAGUGAUGGUUCCUUCUCCGAAAAAGAGAGGGAGGAAGAGAAAGAUGGACCAACGGCAGAUAAGUGGGGCGACGAAUACGACGGGUUUGGCAAUUGAGAGCAACGAAAGUCGACAAAAUGAAGCUGAGAUUGUGGCUACUACUGAACGGAUGCCGUCGGUCGUAGCGUCUCCUGGAGUCGACGAUAUUCGACAGCGCGCUAUGGCUAUGAUGGAACAGAUCGAGGCAAAAGAGCCGUGGAAGAAGGUGUUCAAGCCUGACAAGCUAUCAAUGCCAUUUUCGCGGGUCCGAUUUCCAAAGUUGGUGAAAGCAUUGCACGAGUUCUGGAAGUGGCAUGCUCGAGCUGUUUGGGAACGCAAGUUUUGGUCACCUCUUUCUUGUUUCCGCACCCCUGCACUUCACACGGAGCGACGAGGUCGCCAACGAAGGGCGCAGAGUUUUUUCGAAACUCGGGUGUUGACACUGGUUUUCGAGGAGCUCGGGGCGUCCUUCUUUGUUAACAUGGAUCGACGAGCAACACUUUGCAGUGGGUGGUUCUACCUUGACCAAGUUGUCGACUUGUUCACGUUGGCACAACGCCACGGAUUGGUCACGUGCCUCAAGUAUCUCGAGUCGGAAGCUUUCAAGCGAUUUCCCGUGGUCCCAGGGGACACUCGCCACUUUUUCACUCGAACGAACGGCAAAAGCCAGAGCAUGUGGUCGUCCACCCCGUCUCUUCAACCGGCGCUGGAGGAGAUUGUUGCUGCGAAAGCCAAAGCUAAUAGCAGGAACUCAGAUGACGGUUCAUCAGCUGCGCGAUGA
Molecule: messenger RNA, 1371 nt
Organism: Peronospora matthiolae
Lineage: Eukaryota; Oomycota; Peronosporomycetes; Peronosporales; Peronosporaceae
Source: the annotation of a GenBank genome assembly